Molecule: messenger RNA, 807 nt
Organism: Sphenostylis stenocarpa
Lineage: Eukaryota; Viridiplantae; Streptophyta; Magnoliopsida; Fabales; Fabaceae
Source: the annotation of a GenBank genome assembly
AUGCAGACUCAAGAGGAAUUGCAAGUGGUUUCCAAGUUUCAGAUGAUGAUCAAAGGCAAGCGCAACAAGCGUCAAAGAGCACCAUCCCCUCUUAGGUUUGCCAUGCCUACUUCAACCUCUACUAGCACUAACAAUUCCAUUGAUAGUGCCACAAACUCAACCACCACCACCACCCCAGUUGAAUCAAUAGAAGAAGAAGACAUGGCGAAUUGUCUCAUUCUCCUAGCUCAAGGAACAAACCACGUGGCAGCAUCGACAUCAGAUCAAAUCAUCAACAACAAAAAGUCAACAAACCCACGAGUCUUCCAGUGCAAGACUUGCAGCAAAUGCUUCCCUUCAUUCCAAUCACUUGGAGGACACAGAACCAGCCACAGGAAGCCCAACCACAACAACACUGUUGCAGAAGCAGUUACUACUACUUGUAUUGGAGAGAAUGAUCCCCCGACAAGCACCACUCUCUCGUUGAAAACACCAAAUAAUAGGGUUGAUAUUUUGACCAGCACCAGCACUGUCGCCGCGACAAAAGCAAGAGUUCACCUGUGUUCCACCUGUGGUGCUGAAUUCUCAUCUGGGCAAGCCUUGGGAGGCCACAUGAGGCGCCAUAGAAAUCUUGUGAACACUUCUUCAACAACGUCUAUGAGUGGUGAUGGUGGUGGUAGCCAAGAAUAUCUAGAAGCUAAGAAACCCUUGAAUUUGGACUUGAAUCUUCCAGCACCAGAUGAAGAUCAAGGAGCAUCAAAGUUUUCGUUUCAGCAAAGAGAAAACAUCAUUGUCUUCUCUACUUCUUUGGUGAAUUGCAAUCACUGA